GUUUCAGUGACAAGUUAAUCUAAGAGUUAACAAUAUGUUUAUUUCGAUCAUAACCUGCCUGUUGUUAUCUCCGGCAAUAUUUGGUUAUGAUGAGAAAUAUAACAAUGUGGAUGUGGAUAAAAUAAUCUCUGACGACACUCUGUUACUUAACUACAUCAAUUGUUUCCUUGAUAAGGGUCCUUGUGACAGCGACUUUGCGCAGGAUUAUCGAGAUAUGCUACCGGAAGUGAUCGCUACAGCUUGCGGUAAAUGUACAGAUAUUCAAAAAAAGAACGUCCGAAAAAUCAUCACUGUAAUAUUCGAGAAAAAAACAGUAUUAGCGGCCGAACUCCAGGCGAAAUAUGAUCCUGAGAGUAAAUAUCAAGAUAAAAUUGCCGCGUUGAUGAAGGACGACUAAUGACGGUUGUUAUGGGAUAGAAUCUUCUUUUGUGUAAAGAAAUUCGUACUUUUAAAUAUUGCAGCUGCAACUA
Messenger RNA from Pieris brassicae (large cabbage white), 470 nucleotides. Its product is annotated as ejaculatory bulb-specific protein 3-like. The record is from RefSeq and is a predicted model, not a curated record. NCBI's taxonomy places the organism in Eukaryota, Metazoa, Arthropoda, Insecta, Lepidoptera, Pieridae. The coding region runs from base 35 to 397 and encodes 120 amino acids. The transcript is spliced from 3 exons.